AUGUCCCAAAAAUCUGUGCCAAAUACUCCUCUUCGUCGCUCAAAGCGCGGCCAACCUGUCGUUGUAGAGCCUACCAGACUACCCGCAUUACAGCUUACCGAUCAGACGGAUGCUCCUUCUGCCCCUCCCAUUCACACUAGGCCCACCGUCAUAGAAGAUCUCAAUCAUGAGCUCGACACAUCCACCUUAGAACUCAGCACGCUCAAGACCCGCUUCUACUCACAAUUCGUGCGGAAUGAAGCAUCCUCUAUGAUGCGUCCCUCAAAGGUGUACGGGCGCAGAAAACAGGAGAGACCAUCCACCGCACUGGAGGUGUUCAACGUUGGGGACACAGUGCUGGUGCAGUCAUCGUCGAAGGAUCCCAGUAUCGCUGUGAUUGUUGCACUGUGGGAUGUCGCGGACGCUGACGGUUCGAUGCAGGGCAUCAGAGUAAGGCUGCAUUGGUUCGUCAGACCCAGAGAGCUUGCGUCGAUCCGUGUUCGGAGAGAGUACCUCGACAACGAAAUCUACUAUACCCUCUCCUCGACUAUUUCCAUUUCAUCGUCAACCAUCCUCGGUCGCUGCGUGGUAUCCUCAACUCUUUCCGCUGAUUCAUUGCGGAGUGCUCCGACGCGUAGAAAGCUUCGUGCAGCGGAGGAAAAAAUGUUGGAGUUCUACUGCGGGCUUGCCACCAACGCGAUGCGGGGCUAUUUCUACGUCAUCGAUUGGAGGGCGUUCAGAGAGGAGGCAUUGGCUGCUGGCGUCGAGGAUGGAAAGUGGGGGGUUGGGUCUGACUGGAAUGUUCUUGUCGCUGAUGACCACGAUCCCGACAAUGAACCCAGCCCUAGGAAGAAGGCUUCUAAGGGCACGCGAUCGGAAUUGGACAUCUCUUCUGCAGGCAAAGAGAUCCAUGGACUCGUUGGCGACUUGGAUGAUGGCUCUUCAGCAGGGGACGAGCUGCAGCAUCCUGUGGUGGAAGAGGAUUUCACUCCGAAGACACCACGCAAGCGCAAGCGUGCAUCCACAACAACUCGUACACCCCGCAAGACGCCACGUCGAGCGCGCACCAAGACAGCGCUCGAGGAUGCGGUGUCUGACAUGGACACAGAGAUCGGCGGAUCGUCCCUAGACGCGGCGGAGGUUCAGGCUCUGGUGGCCGAAUCAGACGAUGGUUCUUCGAUGACGGACGAAUUCCGCCUACUUCCCAACGACGAGGACGAAGAAGAAUGCGAAACUACCAUUCCAGCUCUUCCAACCACUCCAUCACGGCGAAAACGGACCGUCGUAACUCGUCGCACCCCGCGUACUCCUCGUACCCCACGCCGGCGGGCGAAAGCGGUGGAAGCAGGGCCGAGCACACUUGCGCAGCCUACCCCGCACUCAAAAGCCGCCCUUCGGAAACGCAGGCGUACCGCGCUCGCUGUGCGGCCCCCGCCCGCAGCCGACUCUGCAUUCAACCUGCAUCUAGACCUAGAGGCGCACCUGGCGGGAGCGGGUACGGACCCGUGGCUGCGCGCGAUGCACGUGCUGCAUGUCGCGGCGCGCCCGGAGGCGCUGCCGUGUCGCGAAGAGGAGUAUAGGCGGGUAUUACGGGCGGUGGAAGAGCUGCUCGAGGAGGGCAGUGGAGGGUGCAUAUAUAUAUCUGGUGUUCCUGGUACUGGGAAGACUGCUACCGUGCAUGCAGUCGUGCGGGAGCUGAAGCGCAUGGCCUUGCAGAAUGAAGCCAAUCCGUUCAGUUACGUCGAAAUUAAUGGAUUGCGCAUCCCGGAACCUGCAGCAGCUUAUAGUCUUCUGUGGGAGGCCGUCUCUGGACACGACGCCGCAAGGGACGGACACAUGAAGAUAAGUGCCAACCAAGCGUUGAAGUCUCUCUCGCGUCAUUUCAGCGCAGGAGAGCGGGUGGGGCCUGGAGGACACGCAUGUGUAGUCCUCAUGGAUGAGCUUGACCAGUUGAUGACAACCAAGCAGGACGUGGUAUAUAACUUCUUCAACUGGCCUACCCUUGUAGGCUCUAAGUUAGUCGUACUCGCCGUUGCGAACACGAUGGAUCUGCCAGAGCGUGUGAUGACAGGGCGAGUCAGAAGUAGGCUCGGCAUGAUUCGCAUCAACUUCCAGCCGUACACCACUCCACAGCUGGAGAAGAUUGUCCAGGCACGACUACACAGUGCGAAAGAGGGACUCUCAGACACACGCGACGUGAUCGUCCCAGAUGGUGUUAAGUUCGCCGCCAUGAAGGUAUCGUCAAUUAGCGGCGAUGCCCGACGCGUACUAGACAUAUGCAGACGGACAGUAGAGCUCGUGCAGCCUCAUUCCCGAACUGCAAGAACUGAAGACGUGAAGGAGGUGAUCAAAGAGAUGCAGAACAGCCCGACGGCUGCGUAUCUCCGGGACCUAAGCUUCCACGAACGGCUGAUGCUCGCCGCACUGCUGAAAUGCAUAAAGAAGGAAGGGGUCGAAGAGAUCAAGUGGGGCGAGGUUCGACAUCAGCAUAUCGUGUACAUGAAUAUCCUUACGGGUGAGGACGACCCCUCGCGGCGACCGACGUUGGGCGAGCUACAGCUGGUUCUGGAUUCGCUGCUUGCUUCGCGGGCUAUGAUAUGCGAGGAUGGCGCACUUGCUGCGCGCAAGCCGGAGGGUGAGAAGAGAGUCGCACUGAACUUGGAACACGUGGAGGUCGAGAGGGUCUUGGGCGAAGUCGGAGAGCUUGAAGCUGUUGCAGAAGGCUAUGAUGCUCAUGACAGGAUCGUCAAAGCGAUCACUAACGGCCCUCACCCGGCGACCGCCAAGGUCUCAGAUGAUGGGCCCACCACUGGCGAGACAUCGUGGAUCGUCACUAAAGACUACUCAAUCGCCCCAGGCAGAGAGAGUUUCAGCAAGCGGAUGGAGGGUGUCGAACUCAUAUCUCCCGUCUUCACUGAUGCCGACAUACCCACUCGCCUCACCUGGCAUGAUGAAAUCCGUGGUGUACUCGAUUCCGUAUGCCGUGCUGUGCCGCCCCAUACAAAUGAGAGCACAGGAUAUCACGUCCAUAUCGGUAUCGGUAAGGGUCAAGGACAAACCUUUACUCUCGAUGAACUGAAGAGGAUUGCGGCCGUUACUAUCAUCUACGAGGAGUCGAUUGAUACGCUUCACCCAGCCCAUCGUUCGGCUGAUCGUGAAGUAACUAACAACAUGCUCAGAAGCAACAGGUCGAACGUGUUUUUUGGGCAACUGAGUUCGUCCGAUGUGCUCAGAAGAAUUCUAUCCGCUCGUGAUUUCGGUCAUUUGGCACGGAUGAUGAAUCCAUUUCCUGAUGGCCUCCUUGAUCCUGAAAACACGCCGGUGAAUUGUCUGCGGGAUUAUAAGGUCAACUUCCUGAGCGUGUGGAAGUAUGGAACUGUGGAAUUCAGGCAGCACGAAGGGACUAUUGAUCCCACGACUGUGUGUGCAUGGGCAGACUUCUUGCUUGCCUUAGUACGGCGAGCGAUAGAGCUUCCAGCAGAGGUUCUGGUAGCUCUCGAUACCAUCAAUAUUCCACUGGUGGGCAUCGUGGAUGAGCAUGUUUAUGCUGGGCUUACGCCAGUAGUCGAGGCGUCGGAGUUAGCCGAGGCGUUGAAUACGCGCUCAACCGCGUAG
Molecule: messenger RNA, 3594 nt
Organism: Sparassis crispa
Lineage: Eukaryota; Fungi; Basidiomycota; Agaricomycetes; Polyporales; Sparassidaceae
Exons: 11
Coding region: 1-3594 (1197 amino acids)
Biological process (GO): DNA replication initiation; mitotic DNA replication checkpoint signaling
Cellular component (GO): nuclear origin of replication recognition complex
Molecular function (GO): chromatin binding; ATP binding; ATP hydrolysis activity
Source: RefSeq, a predicted model, not a curated record